CGUUCUGUUUAUCAACAAAAGGCAAUGUGCGCAGUCGCUUUUUCCCACUCAGUUUAUGCAUGAUGGAUAGUCACCUGGGUGAAAUUGGCGGUGUUUGUGUGUCGCGAGGAUCCCAAGCCAGUGUCCGAGUCCCCGUCCUCCUAAAAAGUCGUUAAUUUGGCAUUAAAAUCAAUAUUAAACACACGUAUCAGUAUUUUCCUCUACGCCUUGCUUACGUCACUUUCGAUGUCUAUGUCGCGGUCGUCGUCGCUCAUACUCAUGUUGCUUCACUUGUUUUGCACGGAUUGCGCGCAAAUUAAUAGAUAUUUCCUAAGAUUAUUCCACUAAGUUGAUUUUUUGUUUAUUCGCACAUUUGGUUCAGUUCGAAUACCGCUACUAUUUCCGCCACACUACAGUACUCGCCAGUGUGACCACACUGCUCGCAAAAUGCCAAAGGCAGCGGCAGGAGCAGCAGUCUACAAGAAGUUUUUGAUAUAGUUCAGACUUUUACUAGUUUAUUUGAUGGCUUUUCCCACCACAAGUGCCCAGCAAGCCGAGACGAACCGCAAGAUACUCGAAGAGAUCCAGACGAAGAAGCAGUUGCUCGCGGGCGGGAUCAUAAACCUUGGUCUGAGUCCGCCGAACCAGAUGCCCGCACCCCAGUUGCUGGGACAGCCGACGACAGUGAAUCCAGACUUCCAGGCGGGCGUGGGCAUUGCCACCAAUGCCACAUCCACCGCCCGCUCUGCAUUUAAUCCAACGAGCUCUACGACUUUGGGCUUCUUUAUACCUCAGGAUUCGUAUUUUGGAAAUAGCUUUAUACCCGUGCUGCCUCGUCUGGAGCCGCUGCCGUCGCCUGCGACCACGCCCACUACUCCGAACGCUCCGCCCAGCCACAGUAUCAGCAAAUAGCCGGAUCCACAAUGGCCCGGUUGAAGCUGAGGAAACUGGAGGAGUACCUGCAGGGCGUUGACGGUUUCGAGCAGCCCAAGAUCCUGUUGGAACAGUACCCCACUCCGCCGCACAUAGCCGCGUGCAUGGCUCAUCACAUGCAGUCGCAGCACGAGGACAUCGAGGGAAAGCUGGUGGGAGAUUUGGGCUGCGGCUGCGGAAUGCUCAGCAUUGCUUCCACUCUGCUGGGCGCCCAGCUCACGGUGGGCUUCGAACUGGACGGCGAUGCCGUGGACACCUUUAGGGGCAAUGUGGUGGAGAUGGAGCUACCCAAUGUUGACUGCGUGCGGGCGGAUGUGCUGCAGCUGAUCGGCAGCAAGUGGGAGAAGUCCUUUGACACGGUGCUGAUGAAUCCCCCAUUCGGCACGAAACACAAUGCCGGCAUGGACAUGCGGUUUCUGGAGGUGGCCCUACGGUUGGCCAACAGAGCAGUUUACUCCCUACACAAGACGUCAACACGGUCGUACAUUCAGAAAAAGGCACUGGAAUGGGGCGCCCGCGGCUCAGUGGUCGCCGAACUCCGGUACAACAUCGACGCCAGCUACAAGUUUCACAAGCAGAAGUCGAAGGAUAUUGAGGUGGACUUCUGGCGCUUUGAAAUCGGCACGGAAUAGGAAGAAUUAUAUCAGUUGCAUUUAGUUUUGGACAUUAUAUGUAAUAGUAUUGUAAAUUGUAGCACAUUAAAAUUGAUCGUAUGUGUUUUCU
This is a messenger RNA of Drosophila melanogaster (fruit fly), 1635 nucleotides long. RefSeq lists its product as uncharacterized. Gene Ontology annotation, biological process: DNA damage response; DNA repair. Lineage: Eukaryota; Metazoa; Arthropoda; Insecta; Diptera; Drosophilidae. Bases 502 to 891 code for a protein of 129 amino acids. The record is from RefSeq and is marked reviewed. Gene Ontology annotation, cellular component: nucleus; SOSS complex. The transcript is spliced from 4 exons.